Haliotis rufescens (red abalone) is the source of this 6726-nucleotide messenger RNA. RefSeq names its product separin-like. Lineage: Eukaryota; Metazoa; Mollusca; Gastropoda; Lepetellida; Haliotidae. The coding region runs from base 100 to 5745 and encodes 1881 amino acids. Gene Ontology annotation, cellular component: centrosome; cytoplasm; nucleus. Gene Ontology annotation, biological process: proteolysis; meiotic chromosome separation. The record is from RefSeq and is a predicted model, not a curated record. Gene Ontology annotation, molecular function: cysteine-type endopeptidase activity. The transcript has 24 exons.
GCCAUUUUAAACCUUCAUGGCGGUACUUCUUGUUCGGCGUUUGUAUUAUUGUUGACCUGCCGAUGAUUUCCUUUGAUUUAUGAGCCAAAUUCCCCAAGGAUGGCUGAUAAAUCGAUAUUAGAAAAUAUCAGCAAGAGGAAUUUUGAUGCAAUACUUGGAGAUACAAAGGAGUACCUGUCAAGUAUACUGACUGUGAAGGGCAAAGCUAAAAAUGGUGACUUGAAAGAGAAAGGAAUGUUUGCAGUUAAAUUUCUGCAUUCUGCUGUUGCUGUUGUUGGAAAUGAUGUGCCUGAAGACCUCAUCGCAGCAGUGCAUGUUUGUUGUCAAGGAUACCAGACUGCUAGGGACAACAUUAAGUUACAAGAUGAACUGACAGUACCCAAACUUGUGUACCAUAUCCUCAACAAGCUUGUGCAAGAGAGUCACAUGGCUAACCUGCAUCAACUUGGAGUGUUCCUGUACAGCUGCCUCCAUGGUGUGACUACUGAGACACCUGGUGUUAAACCCAUUGUGAUGAACACCUACAGUCGUCUGUGGAACUCGUCCGUCAAACACGAAGCCAGCUGCAGCAAUCCAGGCUCACUUCUCAUCACCACCCAGUUGAGAUUUCUAGCUAUGAAAUUCCUCUUUAAGAAGGAAGUAAUUGAAGAUUCAGAUGUGGAAAAAAUUGAGAUCGCACUAGGCAGGUACAUCCAUUUAGCCAACAAAUUGAAAUUGAAAAAGUCUGCAAUUCAAGCUGAUUUGAGACAGGUUUUAAGUAUAUUUGUCACUAUGUUAGAAAAUGUUUUAACUUUUAACAAGGAAAAGUUUGGUUUGAUUGUUAUCAAGUCCGUGAUUCGAGCUGUGAAAUAUCUCUCCCAAAAUAAGUUGUUGGGAGACGUGCAGCACUUCCUGGAGGUGGUCAGUGAAUCAGGGGCAGACAAUCCCAUGGCUGACAUGGGUUUGAUCAAAGUUGUUACCAGCAUACUGACUGUGGUCAAACAGUUGGACACCUUGCUUCAAGAAGAAUGCAGCAGCGAUGCCCGUUUUGAUGAAGUAGCUUCUGUGUUGAUGUCAGGCAAUGAGGGUUUGAUGACAGUCACUGAUGAAGAUAAGGAAGAUGGUGGUCAUCAGUUAGUUGUCCUGGAGUUGUGUCAGGUGCUGAUGAUGCAGCUCAAGUCUGUACCCCUGACUGUCAAUCUGUCUGUUAAUCUGAUGGAGGCAGGCAGGAUGACCAUGACCUUGUAUCUACACUUCCUGGAGUCGGAAUGGCGGCUGAUUGGUGAAGCAGGAGCACCCUCGACUGGACUGAAACGAGAUCAGAUUGAGAGGAACAUGCUGGAUGCUUUCCAUGUCAAGUUCCAGAUGUUUUACAAGUUGUCACAAGCUGUUACUGAUGAUGAAGAACUGGAGACGUUGUUGGAUGAGUGUUUGGAAGCUGUUGGUCUCUAUCUCAAUGUGCUGGGAGUUGUGGAGUCAGACAAGACACACUUUGAUGACAAAUACUACUUUGGCUACCUGAUGGUGAAGUUUGGUCACUUCUGCUACAACCGCAGUCUGGACAAGCAGGCCACAGAGUUCUACCGCAAUACUUGCCAGCAGCUCACUGAGUGGUGCUUUUCUGACACUGAGAAGAAACAGGCUCGCAUUGAAGAGUCAUCUCUGUGGAAGAUCUACAAUUGCCUGACAGAGUGUUACCGACGCCGUGGGAUGUGGAAGCAAGCCAUGGAAACCAUAGCGAUGUACCUACACAUUGAUGCCAGCCAUGCGAACACUCUAGUGCAGCUGUGGGUGCGCAUCAAGCGGGAUGCUACCAGGGAGGGACAGCAAGACUUUGUGGAAAAGACCAUGAAGGAUGUGUUUGACAGUGAGGGUGAGGAGAGACCUCAGACAGAUGGGGACAAGGUCCUCUGUCUGCUGCAGUCAGAGCUGGAGGCCUUCAAGGGCAUCAAGAAGCGAUGGAGCGAGGGAGAGGCUGUGGUGCUGAAAGACCUGGUAUCAGUGGUGGGGGACUCCGGCACCAAGGCUGGCUACCUGCUGUCUCUUGCCCAGAUCAUGUGGGUCACAGGGAUAGAGACACACAGGUCUGCCAAAGAGUGUGUGAAUGAUGUUCUGGAUUUGCUGUGCAAGACAACAAGUUCUGAAGGCUACCUAACCUUGGCUCAGGGAUAUUUGUGGCGCUUCAUCAUCACACGAGAGGAUUUGUGUAAACAGUACCUGCUGCCGGCCGGGGAGAGCGAGCCUGAUCCGGGUGAUGAGGAGCCCUCGGCCAGGAAGGGGAUGAAGGAUGGGGUGAAGGAGGAGUUGGCGCCGGGCAAGGUGUACACACUGCAGCAGUGUGAGAUGGAUGUUGCCGACAUGGACCAGGCUCUAACCCUGAUGAUGCAGGGCAUAGAAGCAGGCAUCUCCGAUACGUCUCAGCUGGACUUGGCAGCACUAACACAAAACCUCAUCAUGGCAGCAUCAAUCUUCAGACUCUUGCGCAAGCCUGUACAAGAGCUGCAGACCCUGUGUAUGGCACUAAGUGUAUGUCCCUCCGCUGAUGUCGUCACUGCAGCCAGAGUCCGACAGGAUAUAUCGCGGGUGUUGAUGGAGAGUGGUCAGUACCACAUGGCGGAGCUGUUGCUCCCUGCUGCUGACACAACUGGGGCGACUGAGGACUCCCAUCAGAAGAUUCUGCUGCAACUACUGAAGGAGAGAAUACAUCUUCUCACUCAGAAGAUGGAGCCAAGUUUGACCCGGAUGCUGAGUGUGGUUGAGAGCCUAGUGAAGGCCAAUAGCAAGAGCUGGAUAGCGACCCUCACAGAGGGUGUGGCCAAGAGGCUGUUGUCCAUGUUCCUCAUCCAGCCAGUGCAGCCAGAGACCCAUGUGGCAGAGUACGCUCUCUCCCUGGCCCAGGAGGCCGUCAAACUCCAUACAGCGGUGGUCCACUUCCUGAUGGGCAGAGACAUGGAGUCUGUAGUCAGUCAGUCUGGAAAGGAUCCUCAUGUCCUGGACAAGUGGAUGGUGGUCAGCGAACUCCUGGAGUCGAUUCUUCAUCUUUGUCAUCUGUAUCGACAUGUUGGUGAUGUCAAGGAUGCCAGGGGAUAUCUCAGGGAGGGUCUCAAGAUCUCCAAGCGUCUCUGUCUACCAAGAUGGACCACGGAAUUUUUACUUGAACUUGGAAGAAUUAACUCGAUAUCUAGCAAUGAAAAGGAGUGUCUACGGCUACUGAAGGAGACGUCUAUGAUACUCCGACAGAUCCCUGGUAAAGAGGAAGUCAGUGUGUUAGAUCAAAAGCCACCAAAAAACACCAUCAACAAUAAAACUGCUACUGCUAAGAAACCUAGAGCAACUCGAGGCAAGAGUGCAUCAGCAAACAGGAAGAAUAAAGUGAAAGAUGUGGAAGUUAUUGAUGAUUGUUUUGGGUUUGAGAGUGUCCGAGAUGCAGGAAUUAAGAGACCCUCAGAGGGUGAUGUCGCCUCCAUUCUUGGUCCACUGAGUUCUCUGUCUUUGGAUGUGGAGCUUCCUGCAUCAGUACCCCACAACACUGACUGUUCCUGCUCCUUGUGCCAAGACAUCAUAGUGCAGGGACUCGACCUCCUCUAUUCAGAAACUCUGGGCGAGUUCUAUCAGUAUUCCGGAUCUCUUGAGAAAGGAUGGGAUGAACUCAAGAAGGUCGAAUCCUCUAAGUCUGCUCUGGAAAGAUUGACUGCUGAUAACACAACUAUUAUGCACGAACAGUUAAAAUCAGCAGAAUUAGUCUCAACUUCUAACAAGAAGCCAUCAGCUCAACUCCAACCAGUGCUAUUGCCAAGUAUAAGGCAACUCAGUAUUGAAACCUACUGCCUCCUGGCUCAAACAGCUUUGAAGAAAUGUGAGUCGGAGACUGCUGACUUCCUGUCUCAGUCUGCCCUGAAGAUCAUCAACUCGGACACCAGUAAGGACCUGCUGCAGCAGAGUUUCCUCAAGGCCCAGCUGCAGCUGGUGCAGAUACAGGCUCGCCUCCAGGCCACGGGGGAUGUGUUUGUAGCCAGUGACAAGGCACCGCCAGCCAAACCAGCACCAGCCAGAGGCCGGGCUCGCUCGACCAGACAGAAGAAAUCAACUACUAGUAGGAGGGGCAAGUCAGAUACAGAAGAAGAUAUUCCUGCUGCUGUAGACCACCAAGAUGCCUCUGUGAAGGACUCCCUAACCUCUGCCUUCACCACCAUCUCUCACUUCCCAUCCAGCGAUGUGUACGGACACUUGUGUCGCAUGCUAGCCUGCCAACACCUCAACACAGAGGAACUGAAGACAGCAUACUUCCUGAAUGAGGCAGUUUCCAUUACGUUCAGGCAUCAAGCGCUUGCAAAUACCAGUCGCAAAAUUAGGAAGGUGGAGAAGGAGCUGGCUACGUGUGAGGGGGAACUGGAGACACUGAGGGAGGACCUAGAGGACCUAUGCCGAGUCCGGAGUCUGCUGGCCUUCAACAAGGAAGUGUCACACUUCCAGCAGAUGAUGCAGCAUAUACCCCCAGACUGGACAGUGUGUCAAAUAACGCUGACAAAGUCAGCUGGUGAUGCCAAUCGACUACUGCUGACCAGACUCACCUGUCACACUGACCCAGUUACCGUUGAACUACCAGGCUUUGAGACUGUCCAGGGUCGGAGUAUUCUACCUGAGUUCAAGGCAAUAAUACAGACAAGCAGCGAGAGCAUGAAGCUGACGGACAAGAAUCAGUGGUGGCAGACUCGCAGGGACCUCAAUGAUAGAGUACAGUCUGUAGUUGACUUGAUGGAGAAGUACUGGCUGGGAAAGUGGGUGUGUCUACUACAAGGUCAGCUGUCCUUGGGUCAAAGGUCAAAAGUCAAUGAAAUACUUACACAGCUCCAGAAGGACAUCAAAAAGUCCUGCAAGAUAGUAAUAGAGCCACAAGUUCUAGAGCUGCUGCUGACGCUGUGUAUCAGCCUCCCUGUAGACAACCACAUCGACGUCGCCACCAAGCUUGUGAAGGUCAACAAUGAGGCUGCCCACAAACUCACCACUGCUGUGUCCAAGUGUUGCGAAACUCUAGCCUCCAAUAUGGACUCUCAUCCUUGCCGGCAGCCAGUCCUGUUAGUCCUAGAUAAGGAUGUCCAGCACCUGCCGUGGGAGAGCCUCCCCAGCCUCCGCAGCCACCCAGUCACCAGGAUCCCGUCUCUCUACCACCUCCACACUCAGCUGUCAGCAGGCCACAUGUCUCAGUCUCAUGCCUGUGUCAGCGGAGUUGAUAUUCAGAAUGCCUUCUACAUACUCAACCCUGACAACGACCUCAUGUCAACGCAGGAGUCCUUUGAGAACUUGUUCAGAGAACCCUCUGGAUGGUCAGGACUUAUCGGAGAGAAGCCUACCCCCAAUCAGUUCAAGUCAGCAUUAACUGAUCAUGACCUCUUCAUCUACUGUGGUCACGGCAGUGGCUGCAAGUACUACUCCGGCUCUGACCUGCAGCAGCUGCGGUGUCGGGCGGUGGCGGUGCUGAUGGGAUGCAGCAGUGGUUACCUGCAGACCCGUGGAAUCCUGGAGGCCACCGGCAUGAUCAACAACUACUUCCUGGCAGGAUGCCCUACCAUCAUAGCCAACUUAUGGGACGUGACGGAUCGCGACAUUGACAGGUUCCUGGGAGGCAUGUUGACAUCAUGGAUGUCAUCGGAGGGGGAGGGCAGCUUACUGGAGGCUAUUCCUGCAGCCCGGGAUCAGUGCCGAUUGCCGUUCCUCAUAGGAGCAGCCCCAGUUGUGUAUGGGUUCCCCGUCAGCUUCAGAAGAUGAUCUGUAUCGACGCGGCCAUUAACAUGGCUCUGGAAAACUGAACACUAGCAGGCAAUAGAGAAAGAAAUUAAUCGAGAAAGUACUAGUUCACAUUGUGAUAUCUUAAGACCCUAAAAGUGUUCAACCCAUUGCUUAUAAUUAUUGGCAUAGUUGCCCAUGCUAUAAGGCUAUGGCUAAUGUCAAUACCUAAUGUACUUUGACAUUACUGUUAGUUAUCUAUGACAAUGAAUGUUAACUUGGUGUCUUGACACUGUCACCCUCAUAGUCUUGGAGUUGAAGUAAUAGUUCAGCAGUGUUCGAGAUAAAGGGAGUCCUGGGAUGCUAGAAGUUUGUCUCUGUGGUAUUUGAAUCUAGGGCCCUAUUUAAUCUUUAAGUUGGAACUUUGGGGUUAAAUAGGCCCCUCGAGUUUCAGGUUUAACUUUUAACACUGCACAUUGUUAUUGUAGUUUGUACUGGGCUAAUAUUUAUAGAACAGCAGUGCCUCAUCAGUCAGAUGAAUCGUGGCUUCAGCAUCCAGGACACCCACCUAAUGUAGUGAAUAUGUAGAAUUGUACGUAUUGUUGAAUUUCGAAAGUAAUUUAUAGGAGUAUGACAUGGAAUAUAUUGUACAAGAGCUUGGCACUUUGCUUUGUGAAUUAGGCUGGAUUAGUUAUCAGUCAGUAUAUGAGAAUAGUAAUUUAUUCAAUGCAGAUUACAAUUUACUUGCAGCAUGAUUAGUGGAAUGAAUGUACAGCAUAAUGUUGCUUCUUGUCAGUCACUAUGGUGAUAUUGACCGAUUGUCUUUUUACAAGUUUUAGUUUGAUAAUCAUUGCUGUAGUUGUUACCAGUAUUAGACAGGAGCUGAUAAAUAGUCUUCAAAGAUAGUGGCAGACCAGCAUGUACAUGUAUGCACUGCACUGUAUCAGCUGGAGUAUGUAUCAUCAGAUAUCAGUAACUUUUUAUGUUUGUAUUAUUUCUUGAAUAAACUUUGAAUACAUGUUA